Messenger RNA from Aspergillus melleus, 1059 nucleotides. Its product is annotated as 4'-phosphopantetheinyl transferase family protein. The record is from RefSeq and is a predicted model, not a curated record. Gene Ontology annotation, cellular component: cytosol. NCBI's taxonomy places the organism in Eukaryota, Fungi, Ascomycota, Eurotiomycetes, Eurotiales, Aspergillaceae. The transcript has a single exon. Bases 1 to 1059 code for a protein of 352 amino acids. Gene Ontology annotation, molecular function: magnesium ion binding; holo-[acyl-carrier-protein] synthase activity.
AUGGCGACAGAACAACAUGAAGCCCACCACCCCCUUACCAGAUGGUACAUCGACACUCGGCCACUUACAUCCACCAUCUCGAUCCUCCCCCUCCUCGAGACCCUACAACCCGACGACCAGGAAACCGUCAAACGCUUCUACCACCUGCGCGACAGACACAUGUCCCUAGCCUCCUACCUACUCAAGUACCUCUUCAUCCACCGCGCAUGCCGCAUCCCCUGGUCAAAAGUGAAGAUCAGCCGUACCCCGGCACCGCACAAACGACCCUGCUUCAUCCCGGACGCCGACACCACCGCAAACACCGGUAAACCCAUCCCCGCCAUCGAAUUUAACGUCAGCCAUCAAGCCUCCCUCGUCGCGCUCGCAGGGACAACCAUCCCCACCCUCGCCCCAGCCCUAGAGGCCACCAUCACCCCCUCCCCCUCCACGCAGUCCCACCCCGGAGGAAACACCCCCGAAGUAGGCAUCGACAUCACCUGCGUCAACGAACGACGGAACACGCGCUCUCAGCCCCCACCAACUAGCAUCUCCGAAUUCACCUCCUUCGUGGACAUCUUCAGCGAAGUGUUCUCCGCGCGCGAACUCUUCACCAUCAAAUCCCUGCAUGGCAUCCCGGCGCACCAGAACACCACGGACGCACAGCGCGUCGCCUACGGCUACCGUCUGUUCUACACGUACUGGGCUCUUAAGGAGGCGUAUAUCAAAAUGACAGGGGAAGCGCUGCUGGCGCCGUGGUUGAGGUCGUUGGAGUUUACUGAUGUUAAGGUUUUGGAUCCCGCGGCGGCCACGCGUGGAGAGGGGGGGUGUUGGAAUGGUCCGUAUACAGGUGUGCAGACGUGGUUGGAUGGGAAGAAGGUGGAGGGUGUCAGGAUAGAGGUGCUUGCUUUUCAGGAGGAUUAUCUAAUUGCCACCGCGACGAGGGGAGCGGGUGUUGGUGCUGCUGGUGCUAAUGGUGGGGAUGGUGGGGAUGAGGAGGGGAGGUGGUUGGCGAUGCAGGAGAUUGAAGUUGAGCGGGAUGUGAGGGAUUGUGCGUUAGGGAGGUGUAGCUGUUUGGCGUGA